Molecule: messenger RNA, 1978 nt
Organism: Rattus rattus (black rat)
Lineage: Eukaryota; Metazoa; Chordata; Mammalia; Rodentia; Muridae
Gene: Mos
Product: MOS proto-oncogene, serine/threonine kinase
Exons: 1
Coding region: 841-1869 (342 amino acids)
Biological process (GO): protein phosphorylation
Molecular function (GO): protein kinase activity; ATP binding
Source: RefSeq, a predicted model, not a curated record
AGGAACUUGCUUGCUGUGAAGUCUAGAAUCUGUCUUGAAGCAAGCUUGCUCUGUGACCUAACUUGCCUGGGAAAGGAAGGGACGGUAGAAGUCAGUGUGUUGUUAAGGAGUCUUAACUUGCUGUUUAAAUGAAAUACAGUGUCAGAAUGCUCCCUUCUGAUGGACUUAGGAGGUACGAGUUCUGCCUUUAUCCGAGAUUGUAUUUGGAUCAAAGACAUUAAAGUUACAGAUGUUAAUUCUUAUGAAGGUUGCAUCUAAUAACCCUGGCAAGUAGUUCAACAAGUGUCUGCUGUUUGUACUGCAACUCUUGCAGCCAAUAGCUGCUGGGACUGAUUUAAUGCAGCUGGAGACUAGCACGAACAAUCAUUAUAGCCUGAAAAGUGUGCACCAAGUUCACUGUACUUUUGUUUUUCUCUUCAGUCUAAGGACCAAUUAAUGAUCGUCAGAAGGUCCUUGAAAUGUUUUUUCAUUGUAUUAUGAUUCAAGAAUUAGUUGGAAGGAGAGGUGAGCUUUGGGGCAGGCCAGUACUGUUUAACAGGUGAGAGGUUGUUUUGCUAAGGAUUCACUUUAGCUGUGAGAGCGCAAUCGUUUCAUCUGAGACUGCCAGGCUUCAUCUGCACGCCCAACCCCACCUGAUACAUUUAAAAAAAAAAAAAAAAAAAAAAAAACAACCUUGCUGAGCAGCAAGAUGUGAGAGCACAGUUGUGGCUGGUUUUGGGAAUACAAGAAGAAGGGAAAUGGGAUGAAGGCGGAAACCUUCAGCCAUGCUUCCAAACUUCCCUGGGUGUUCCUGGUCAUUUCUCCCUAGUGUCUCUUGUGACUGUCUCAUCUGAGGGUGUAAUGCCUUCGCCUCUCAUCCUGUGUCGCCACCUCCCUCGCGAGCUAUCGCCAACGGUAGACUCGAGGUCCUGCAGCAGCCCCUUGGUGGCCUCGAGGAAGGCGGGGAAGUUCCUGGGGGCCACUCCUCCUCGGGCCCCGCGGCUGUCACGCCGGCUGGCCUGGUGCUUCAUAGACUGGGGACAGGUAUGCCUGCUGCAUAGGCUGGGUUCUGGAGGGUUUGGCUCGGUGUACAAAGCCACUUACUACGGUCUUCCUGUGGCCAUCAAGCAGGUGAACAAGUGCACCAGGAACCUACGUGCAUCCCAGCGGAGUUUCUGGGCUGAACUGAACAUUGCAAGGCUGCACCACGACAACAUAGUCCGGGUUGUGGCUGCCAGCACGCGCACGCCGGAAGGUUCCAACAGCCUUGGUACCAUAAUCAUGGAGUUUGGGGGCAAUGUGACUCUACACCAAGUCAUCUACGGUGCCACCCGCUCCCCAGAGCCUCUCAGCUGCAGAGAGCAACUGAGUUUGGGAAAGUGCCUCAAGUAUUCCCUAGAUAUUGUUAACGGCCUGCUUUUUCUCCACUCACAAAGCAUUUUGCACUUGGACCUGAAGCCAGCGAACAUUUUGAUCAGUGAGAAGGACGUUUGUAAGAUCAGUGACUUCGGCUGCUCCCAGAAGCUUCAGGAUCUGCGGUGCCGGCAGGCGUCCCUUCACCACAUCGGGGGCACGUACACGCACCAAGCUCCGGAGCUCCUGAAAGGAGAGAUCGCCACGCCCAAAGCCGACAUCUACUCUUUUGGCAUCACCCUGUGGCAGAUGACCACCAGGGAGGUGCCUUACUCCGGCGAGCCUCAGUACGUGCAGUACGCAGUGGUAGCCUAUAAUCUGCGCCCGUCACUGGCAGGGGCGGUGUUCACCGCCUCCCUGACUGGGAAGACGCUGCAGAACAUCGUCCAGAGCUGCUGGGAGGCCCGCGCCCUGCAGAGGCCGGGUGCAGAACUGCUCCAGAAGGACCUGAAGGCUUUCCGAGGGGCACUGGGCUGACUCCAUCGAGCCUGUGUGCAGAUAAGCUUUUCGUUUCUGUUUAUUUUUAAAUAAGUAAGGAUGGGCUUUUAGGGCAUAUUUUUAGAAAAUAAAGUUACUACAAACUUCA